AUGGCUCAAUAUACUCAGGUGGAACUCCUCACCAUUCACGGCUCGGAAUUCCGUCGAGUCUCAACCGCGCCACCUAGACUACCGACACAAGAUGAGAUCCCUGUCAUUGACAUUGGCGGAAUUGAUGGCGAUCUAGAAGCACGGAAAAAUAUCGCAUCCCAAGUCAAGGCUGCAGCCGAGAGCACAGGCUUUUUCUACAUCAAGAACCAUGGCAUCCCAGAAACCCUGAUCGAAAAGGCUCUAGCAAAUUCCAAAGUAUUCUUCAGCCAGACAGAUGAACAGAAGGACCUGGUCUCUCACAAGAAAUUCACCCAUUUCAAUGGGUACCAUGGAGUCGGAAGUACCCAAGUUAACAAGAGAGAGACAAAAGACAAGAAAGAAACCUUCUCCCUCCGCUACAAUCCAACCAACGACCCAACAAUCGCCGACCCCACACCUCUCCUCGCAGAUAAGAAAUACGCAUAUGGCGACGACGACGCCCUGUGGCAGGGCACAUCCCACCUCCCCGGCUUCCAAGAAACCACCAUCGAAUUCUGGCAGCGCCGCCUCACGCUCGCCCGCAAAAUGAUCCGCAUCUUCGCCCUAGCCCUCAAUAUGCCAGAAUCCUACUUCGACCAAGUAACCACAAACCCCGGCGCAGACGGUCUCUACGUUCACUACCCCGGCUCCACAGAGCCCGUCGCCCCAGACGCCGAAACAGACGUCGGAAUCGGCUCUCACACCGACAUCCAAUGUGUCACCCUUCUCUGGCAGGAUAUGUCAGGUGGGCUGCAGGUGCUGUCGGGUGAUGAUGAGUGGCUCGAUGCGCGGCCGAUUGCCGGGACCUUGGUGGUGAAUAUUGGGGAUUUCUUGCAGAGGCUUUCGAAUAAUCGGUUCAAGUCUACUGUGCAUCGGGUUUAUAAUCGGCAGACUACGUCGCGAUACUCGAUGCCGUUUUUCUUGGGGUUUAAUCCCGAUUCGAUUUGUCGGGUUGUGCCUAGUUGUGUUGAUGAGGAGCAUCCGGCUUUGUAUGAGCCGAUUUCUUGUGGAAAGUGGCAUCAUGAUCGACUCGCACUUUCGCAUGGCAAAACUAUUACCACAUGA
Penicillium verhagenii is the source of this 1083-nucleotide messenger RNA. Its product is annotated as isopenicillin N synthase family dioxygenase. The transcript is spliced from 3 exons. Bases 1 to 1083 code for a protein of 360 amino acids. NCBI's taxonomy places the organism in Eukaryota, Fungi, Ascomycota, Eurotiomycetes, Eurotiales, Aspergillaceae. The record is from RefSeq and is a predicted model, not a curated record.